CUACGCAACGGUGAGGCGAAGCGGUUGUUUUGGUCGCCAUGGCGUCAAGUCGCUGCCUGUGAAUCGAGGCGAUUGAGCCGCUUGUCACGCCGUCGUCAACGAGGAGACACCGGGGAGACACCGGGGAGACACCGAGGAGUUACUGAGGAGACACCGAGGAGACACCGGGGAGACACCGGGGAGACACCGAGGAGUUACCGAGGAGACACCGGGGAGUUACCGAGGAGACACCGAGGAGUUACUGAGGAGACACCGAGGAGACACCGAGGAGUCACCGGCCGCUUUCCCGCCGGAAUAACUUCCCCACUUAGAGCUUCGCCUCGCGCGCGUCGCGUGAGUCCGCCGCCGCCAUGUUAUCGUCCGUUCCCACCAGGCUGAUCGCGCGAAGGUCGCGCAGCCUGUCGCCGUGCAGUCGCGUGCUCCAGACCAGCGCGUGCCGCGGCGCGCGCGAGACCCCGGCGGAGGUCAACCGCAACCCCAUCGUGUCCACCUCCCGGGUCUCCAGGCGCGGCAUUCUAGCCGCGGAGGAGAGCGCCGCUGCCAUCCCCGUGAACCCCUCGGUGCAGUACCACCACAUCGCCCCUAGAUGGCUGUCGAGCCUGGAGAACCGCCGCGGCUCGUGGGCGGCGCUGGCCAGCAGGGGGCGCCACAGCAACCAGUUCUGGGAGGAGAGCAGCGGUGGAGGUGGAGGGGGGAGCCAGGGGGCAGGUGGAGGAGCAUCCAGCCGGGCAAGAGCGGCCUCCAUCGGGGUGCUGUCUGCAGCAGCGGUGGCCUUCUGCCUGAAGAAAGACUCUGAUGACAAGGGCGAUGCUCUCCUGGAGGCAGCGAGGACCAAUAACUCUCAAGAUGUGGCCAGGCUGCUGGCAGAGGGAGUCGACCCCAACCACCGCCACCGCCUGGGCUGGACCGCCCUCAUGGUGGCAGCCAUGAACCGCCAGCACAGCGUGGUGAAGGUUCUGCUGGAGGCCGGCGCCGACCCGAACACGGGCGACAACUUCAACAACGUGUACGACACGUCGCGGGAGAGAGGCGUCCACUCACUGGAGGUGCUGGUGUCCAGAGAGGAUGAGUUCAGCAGUCGUCUCAGCAGUCGAGCUGGUUUCCGUGGCAGCACGGCGCUCCACUACGCCGCGCUGGCCGACGACCCGCGCACCGCCCGCAUGCUGCUGGAGGCCGGUGCCAACCCCCUGCAGAGCAACGGGUUGGGACACACAGCGCGGUCCUACGCCAAAGAUGGAGAAGCCAGCAGCGUGCUGCAGGAGUAUGAGGACAAGUUCCAGGAGGUGCAGGCUCGGCGGGAGGCGGAGGAGAGGAGGAGGUUCCCCCUGGAGAGGAGGCUGAAGGAGUUCAUCAUCGGACAGGAGGGGGCCAUCAACACGGUGGCCUCAGCCAUCAGGAGGAAGGAGAACGGUUGGUAUGACGAAGAGCAUCCGCUCGUCUUCCUCUUCCUCGGAUCAUCAGGAAUCGGGAAGACGGAGCUGGCCAAACAGGUGGCACGCUACAUGCACAAGGACGUCAAGAAGGGCUUCAUCCGGAUGGACAUGUCCGAGUUCCAGGAGAAACACGAGGUGGCUAAGUUCAUCGGCUCCCCUCCCGGCUACGUGGGCCACGAUGAGGGCGGUCAGCUGACCACGCUGCUGAAGGCGUGUCCCGACGCCGUGGUCCUGUUCGACGAGGUGGACAAGGCCCACCCCGACGUGCUCACCGUCAUGCUGCAGCUCUUCGACGAGGGUCGCCUCACAGACGGGAAGGGGAGGACCAUCGAGUGCAAAGACGCCAUCUUCAUCAUGACCUCCAACAUCGCCAGUGAGGAAAUCGCCCAGCAUGCACUGCAGCUGCGCGAGGAGGCCGAGGUGGUCAGCCGCAGAAAGAUGGCCGACAACCUCGAGGAAGUACAGAAAGGUGACGACGUCCAGAUCUCGCGACAGUUCAAAGAAUCUGUGAUCCGACCGAUCCUGAAGGCUCACUACCGGAGGGACGAGUUCCUGGGCCGCAUCAACGAGAUCGUCUACUUCCUGCCGUUCUGCCACUCUGAGCUGCUGCAGCUGGUCAGCAAGGAGCUGGGCUUCUGGGCCAAGAAGGCCAAACAGCGCCACGGCAUCAACCUCCAAUGGGAACGCCCAGUUCUGGACCUGCUGGCGGACGGAUACAACAUGCACUACGGAGCCCGGUCCAUCAAACACGAGGUGGAGCGGCGGGUCGUCAACCAGCUGGCGGCGGCCUACGAGCAGCAGCUGCUGCCCAAAGGCUGCACCCUGCGCCUGACGGUGCAGAGGGGGGACCAGGACCGGGACCAGGGGGACCAGGACCAGGGGGACCAGGACCCGGACCGGGACCGCCGCUCCCCCAGCCUGCGCCUCCAGGUGGUCGGAGAGGACAGCAGCUCGAGGACGCUGGACAUCCGUCCACCGCUCAGCCCCGACCACUAGGGGGCGUGCAUAAAGAUAUGUAUGCAGACAUGUACACCUUCAUCACCACCUUCAUCACCUUUAUCAUCGUCACCUUCAUCAUCAUCACCGUCACCAUCGUCUCAGGAGGAAGUCGGCUCCUGAUGUCACCAGUAAAAGUUCUUCUGAUGAACGUCUCCUCCUCUUCUUCACACGUUUACUUCUGACAUGUGCAGAGCAACACGUGUGUAGCGUGUGUAGCGUGUGUUGUAAAGUGUGUGUGAAGUUCUCAUGUCAGCUGGGAGGAAGUCAUGAGCUUGCACACAGUCUCAGGUGGAGAAGAAGUAGACGUGUGGAGGAAGUAGACGUGUUAGGCGUGUAGAGGAAGUAGACGUGUUAGACAUGUAGAGGAAGUAGACGUGUGGAGGAAGUAGACAUAUUAGACGUUUAGAGGAAGUAGACGUGUGGAGGAAGUAGAUGUGUUAGACGUGUAGAGGAAGUAAAGAUUUAGAGGAAGUAGACGUGUUAGACAUGUAGAGGAAGUAGACAUGUAGAGAAAGUAGACGUGUACAGGAAGUAGAUGUGUUAGACGUGUAGAGGAAGUAGACGUUUAGAGGAAGUGGAUGUGGAGAGGAAGUAGACGUGGAGAGGAAGUAAAGGUUUAGAGGAAGUAGACGUGUAGAGGAAGUAGACGUGUUAGACAUGUAGAGGAAGUAGAUGUGUACAGGAAGUAGAUGUGUUAGACGUGUAGAGGAAGUAGACGUGGAGAGGA
Messenger RNA from Pseudoliparis swirei, 3159 nucleotides. It is a transcript of the gene clpb, whose product is annotated as ClpB family mitochondrial disaggregase. Gene Ontology annotation, biological process: cellular response to heat. Gene Ontology annotation, cellular component: mitochondrion; cytoplasm. The record is from RefSeq and is a predicted model, not a curated record. Bases 351 to 2429 code for a protein of 692 amino acids. The transcript is spliced from 16 exons. NCBI's taxonomy places the organism in Eukaryota, Metazoa, Chordata, Actinopteri, Perciformes, Liparidae. Gene Ontology annotation, molecular function: ATP binding; ATP hydrolysis activity; protein binding.